Messenger RNA from Solanum verrucosum, 680 nucleotides. RefSeq names its product 60S ribosomal protein L28-1-like. Gene Ontology annotation, molecular function: structural constituent of ribosome. The coding region runs from base 110 to 541 and encodes 143 amino acids. The transcript is spliced from 4 exons. Gene Ontology annotation, biological process: translation. Gene Ontology annotation, cellular component: ribosome; cytosolic large ribosomal subunit. The record is from RefSeq and is a predicted model, not a curated record. Lineage: Eukaryota; Viridiplantae; Streptophyta; Magnoliopsida; Solanales; Solanaceae.
UAGGGUUUUAGGUGUCAAUAUAUAAACAAUUUUUUCUUCACAUUCAUCUUCUUCAUCUGUCUGCAUUUCUUCUUCAGACCGUGAAAAGCAAAACCCUAGAAACUGAACAAUGACAACAGUUCCAGGGCAAUUAGUGUGGGAAAUCGUGAAGAAGAACAAUGCAUUUUUGGUAAAGGAGUUCGGUAAUGGUUCCGCUGGCGUUGUGUUUAGCAAAGAGCCUAACAAUCUUUGCAAUCUUCACUCUUACAAGCACUCCGGCCUAGCAAACAAGAAAACUGUGACUAUCCAGGCUGGAGGCAAAGAUCAAUCUGUGUUGCUUGCUACAACAAAGACCAAGAAACAGAACAAGCCUUCAACUUUGCUGAACAAAUCUGCAAUGAAGAAGGAGUUCCGCCGCAUGGCCAAGGCAGUAACAAACCAGGUUGCAGACAACUAUUACAGGCCAGAUCUGAAGAAGGCAGCCCUUGCAAGGUUGAGUGCUGUGAACAGAAGCCUCAGGGUCACCAAGUCUGGCGUGAAGAAGAGGAACAGGCAGUCUUAGAGUUGCACUGAGUGUUGCAUUGGCUUUGCAAUGACAUUGUUGUUCUCCUGUCAUUAAGUACCAAAGUUUUGAUUUUCAAUUUUAUAUUUGAAUUCUUUUUUCAAAAAGCUAUUGGUAAGGGGCUUUGCCCCGUGCUUUU